ACGGUCACACCAACUGCCUGUCUUUCAUAAUUUCAAGAUCAGAACUUUAUAUCUCAAAAUUUGAGCAAACAUCAGUCGCCGCCGUAUGCGGGACAGCUGGAAAAAGGGGCAGGGUUGUGCCACUGCUCUACACUUACAUAAUGUCCCUGUCUCUGGUCGGCAAGGUCCGGAAGUGUAUGCCAGACAAGCGGCCUCUCCUUCUUCUGUGUCGAUCGCUGAACCAAGAUCUGACAACGGCACUGCGGCCCUUUUAUUUUGCUGUGCACCCGGAUUUCUUUGCCCAGCAUCCUGAGCAGCGGAACACCAAUGAGAACUCUCUUAAAUUAUUAAGUGAGCAUCUGGAGGCUUUGUACGAGCGACGUCAAAAGAAUGAUGGCACGGGGGUCCUGAAAUUCUACGUGCGCGCCAGCCCAGAUGCGGACAAGCGUGACUCCUUCCGUUUAAUCAAAAUUCGUACAGAUAAACAGAGUACCAGGGAUCCAAAGAUAUUCAUCCAAGGCCUGCUAGAGUCCUGUAAUCUAUCGACGGAGUAUGUCAAGAAAAUUAAGCCUCAACCGGAACCGCCAAAGGGCUCAGGGCAACACAUGGGCUUCCAGCCCGGUAAGGACUAUCAUUACGACAAGGAUUUUGCCGACUUUGAAUACCAAGUGAAGAAUGAGCGUGCCAGCAAGCGACCUGACAUAUCUAGUUGGUUAAAGGACAAUGUCGGCAAAGCAAAACAGCGUGCCAAGGAAACGGCCGAGCUACAGGCUGAAAUCGAUAAGCUUCAAAAGACGCUGGUGGCCAAACUGAAGCUGCGAGAUGCCCGAUACGAGUGUGGCUGGAACAUCGAACACUAUCGGGGAUGCCUAAAAACACUAGAACGACUAGCUAACACACAUGGCGUGGAAUUGGCCCCUCUCAAGGGACGCAUCGUCGUCUUUGCUCCCUUCACGGGUAUCAGCCUAGAAGGACAUGUGAUGCUAUUCACCGGUGACGUGCUUAACAACUGGAUCGAUUUCAUUAAGAACAUUCCCCACCACGACACCUACUUGAAGGUGGUUCCUGUGUAUGAGCGCACUCUGUCGCGGGUUCUGCUGGAUAUUCAAAUCGGUCGGAGGAAAUUCAUGCCCAAACAACAGGCCAGCGGCUACGCCAACCACCUCAUGAAAGUUACCACAUCGCUCAACGAUUACCUGGGAAAACAAAAAUUUCCGAAAGGCUGGCCCGAGUCGCUCAAAGAAUUCACCAUCGUUGUAGAGUCCGAAGCGGGCCCGUUGAUGGUUAGCCCUACUGGUCAGUUCAUAACACCCGCCACCUGCCCUGGCGCCAUAUUGGUUGAUUUUAUUUCUCAAAAUAUGAAUCUGGCCAGGGAUAGGAUGAAACAGUACGCUCAGGACAAGCACGUCGAGCAGGAGCUAAUAAACUCAUGCAUUAAGAAGCUCCAACUACACGCACUGACCAAAGAUGAUGCUAUUACUCCAGAUAAGAUGAUUUCAGCUCUCAGGGAUGUUUCUGAAAUGCAGCUUCAAUCACUGCAGCAGGGAAAACUGCACAUUACCCACUACUACUCGAUUCUGACGGAUGGAACCAUGUGUAUACCUUGGGACUUCAAGACGAAGUAGAAGAAUAUUUUUCUCAUGUGCCUUAUUAGUCAAAAUAAACAUAGUUAUACAAAUGGGUAUCAA
Messenger RNA from Drosophila bipectinata, 1667 nucleotides. RefSeq names its product T-cell activation inhibitor, mitochondrial. Gene Ontology annotation, cellular component: mitochondrion. The record is from RefSeq and is a predicted model, not a curated record. NCBI's taxonomy places the organism in Eukaryota, Metazoa, Arthropoda, Insecta, Diptera, Drosophilidae.